Messenger RNA from Juglans microcarpa x Juglans regia, 3190 nucleotides. RefSeq names its product pentatricopeptide repeat-containing protein At3g54980, mitochondrial-like. Bases 218 to 2827 code for a protein of 869 amino acids. Gene Ontology annotation, molecular function: protein binding. The transcript has 2 exons. The record is from RefSeq and is a predicted model, not a curated record. Lineage: Eukaryota; Viridiplantae; Streptophyta; Magnoliopsida; Fagales; Juglandaceae.
CUUAUUUGAUAGAAUGUUAUCUAUAUUUAUCUGAAACUUCACUUUUUUUUAAUUCCCAGAUAAGGUUGCAAAAUGUCACCCGAUUGUGGCACACAGAGCAUGCUGACAAGCUCCAGCCUUGUCUAAACAACAGUGAAGACAUCUGAACUGUGCUUUUGAGUUCAACGUAUCAGGGUUUUGGCUCGUAAUCUUCUCGCUGUGCGAUCCCACUCAAAGGAUGAGAUCUUCAAUCACUUCUUCUCCAUGCCUUACCCGCUCCUUCUUAAACCCUAAAUCUCUCUGCUUGCAGCCACAACUUCCCAAUAAAGCACCCAUCUCAGAGCCUCCAUCUUCAGAGAAUCCUAAUCCAAACGCCUACUGUCCCCAGGAAAUUGAUUCAGAAUCUAACUUUCCUGCGAAACCCACCACAGAAUCAGAAGUUUCCAUCAAAGCUUUUUCCCUAGAACCCAAACAGGUAGACGUUGCCGCAGAAAUUUCUCAAAACUCGGUUUUGACUCAAACCCACGUGAUAAACAUUCUUCUGAGCCACAAGAGCAAACCAAGAUUGGCUUUGAAGUACUUCAAAGGGGUCGAGAAAAAGCGAGGCUUUGUUAAAAGUGUGGAUUCCUUCUUUGUUUUGCUGCACAUUUUGGGGGGUUUUCCGCCGACCCAUAAAGCCGCUCAAAAUUUGCUUAAUCAGUGCGUCUCGGGCGAUUCUGAUCCCGCCCCGGGUGUUUUAGUCGAUCACUUAGCAGAAUGUGCUAAAAGGUUCACAUUUGGGUUAAAUCCAAGGGUCUUUAAUUAUUUAUUGAAUAGUUAUGUUAGAGCCAAUAGAAUAAAAGAUGCUAUGCUUUGUUUUGAUAGAAUGAUAGAGAGUGAUAUAACUCCUUGGGUACCCUAUAUGAAUAUUCUUUUGACGGCAUUGGUAAGAAGAAACUUUUUCAAUGAAGUGCGAGAGAUGCAUAAUAAGAUGGUAUUGAAAGGAAUUAGCGGUGAUUGCUAUACAGUGCAUGUGAUGAUGCGUGCGUGUUUGAAGGAAGGGGAGGUUGAGAAGGCGGUGGAGUAUUUUAUAGAUGCAAAGGCCGCAGGUGUAGAACUUGAUGCAGCAGCAUACAGUAUUGCUAUUCAGGCAGUUUGUGCGAGACCUGAUUGGGGUUUGGCUAAUGGGUUCUUGAAGGAAAUGAGAGAAAGGGGAUAUGUUCCCUCCGAGGGUACAUAUACUUCUGUUAUUGGGGCUUGUGUGAAGCAAGGAAAUAUUGUAGAGGCAGUGAGGCUUAAGGAUGAGAUGUUGAGUUGUGGGAAGCCAAUGAAUUUGGUUGUGGCAACAAGUUUGAUGAAAGGGUAUUGCGUGCAACGUGAUCUGAAUAGUGCUUUGGAUUUGUUCAAUAAGAUUGGUGAGUUUGGGCUCUCACCAAACAAGGUUACAUACUCAGUCUUGAUUGAAUGGUGCUGUAACAAUGGGAACAUGGAAAGGGCCAACGAGCUUUACACCCAAAUGAAAGACAAGGGUAUCCAGCCAAGUGUCUUUAAUGUGAAUUCCUUGAUCCGUGGAUUCUUAAAAUCUCACUCUCUUGAAAAUGCGUCCCAGUUGUUUGAUGAGGCUAUCAAAUGCGGUAUUGCCAAUGUGAUCACAUAUAAUAAUCUUUUGUCAUGGUUCUGUGAAGAAGGUAAGGUUAAUGAGGCUCAAAGUGUAUGGGAAAAGAUGAUCAGAAAUGGUGUGGUGCCCACUGUAGUUUCAUACAACAACAUGAUACUUGGCCACUGCAGAGAAGGGAAUAUGGAUGUUGCAAACAGUGUAUUUCUUGAGAUGGUGGAAAAGGGCUUAAAACCUAAUGCGAUCACGUAUUCUGUUUUGAUGAAUGGGUAUUUCAGAAAAGGAGAUACUGAACAUGCCUUUGAUUUGUUUGACCAAAUGGCAAGUGCAAAUAUUGUUCCCACAGACUUCACAUUGAACACUAUUAUCAAUGGCUUAUGCAAAGUUGGCCGCACAUCUGAGGCAAGGGAUAGGUUGAAGAACUUUGUUGAUAGGGGUUUUGUUCCCAUGUGUUUGACUUACAAUAGCAUCAUACAUGGAUUUUUCAAGGAGGGUGCCAUCAAUUCUGCAUUGGCUGUAUACAGAGAGAUGCAUGAAAGUGGAGUUUCCCCCAAUGUUGUGACAUACACGAGCUUAAUUGAUGGGUUUUGCAAAAGCAAUAAUAUUGAUCUUGCUCUGAAAAUGAGGAAUGAGAUGAAAAAUAAGGGUCUUGAAUUGGAUGUUAUCGGAUAUAGCACUUUGAUUGAUGCGUUUUGCAAAAGGCGGGACAUGGAAAGUGCACGUGAACUCUUCUCUGAACUGUGUGAAGUUGGUUUGGCUCCUAAUACAGUUGUGUACAAUAUCAUGAUUAGCGGCUUCAGGAAUCUAAAUAACAUGGAAGCGGCCCUUGACUUACACAAGAAAAUGAUAAAUGAGAAUAUUCCUUGCGAUUUGCAAACUUACACGACAUUGAUUGAUGGAUGGUUAAGAGAAGGUAAAUUGCACAUUGCAUCCGAAAUUUACUCGGAGAUGCUUUCCAAGGGUAUUAUGCCUGACAUUGUCACCUAUACCGUUCUGAUAAAUGGUCUUUGUAACAAAGGACAGCUAGAAAAUGCACAUAAGCUUUUGGAAGAGAUGCAUGGGAAGUGCAUGACUCCUAGUGCUCUUAUUUAUAAUACUUUGAUUGCUGGACACUUUAAGGAGGGGAAUCUGCAAGAAGCUUUUAGACUACAUGAUGAGAUGCUUGACAAAGGUGUUGUACCUGAUCAGAAUACUUACGAUAUUCUUGUGAAUGGGAAGGCCAAGGGAAUAAAUACUCUUGCUGCAGAUUCAUGACCGUAAGUAAUUGGUUCACUGGUUAUGGCGUAUGGAGACGUUGCUAAGAGGUUCCACCAUUUCAAAGACGGGUUGUGCUCUUGCCGGGAUUAUUGGUGAACAGACCGAAAUUUGAGGUCUUAGUUCGGUGAUUUUGAAGGUAAGGCCAUGGCGCUUCCUCACCCAGAAAGCAGUGAAGAAAACUGCCCACAACAUGUCUAAAUCAUUAUUAGAAGGAGCAAGAUCACUCUCCCCAGGAUUGAUAAUUUUUUACUCAAUACUCUUGGGUAUUUUGUCCGUGAAUUGACCUCGACGCAAACAGCAAGAACAUCCUCUUUCCCAGCACUGAAGCUUUGUUUUUUCUUUCCCAACACUGUUCUUACA